CGAGGAAGUCCUGAGGCAGAACGCCCGCGAUGAAGCUCAUCACCAUGGCCCUGGUGUGCCUGCUGGUGGCAGGGAUGUGUCUGCAGGCUGUGGACAGCAGGAGCUUGCAUGUGUCGACCUCCCAUUGUUGCUUUGCAUUUGCGAAGAAAAAGAUUCCCCUGAAGAAAAUCCACUGUUACAAAUACCCCAGUUCCUCCUGCUCCCACAGCAAUGGUGUAAUAUUCAACAUGAAAAGUGGCGCACGGAUCUGUGCCUUGAAGAAAGACAAAUGGGUUGAAGAUAGUUUAGAAGGUAUAGACCUCUGCGGACCAGCGAAAAUAUGAUCAGACCCCUUUCUACCUUGGACUCCAGAGAC
This is a messenger RNA of Rhinolophus ferrumequinum (greater horseshoe bat), 355 nucleotides long. It is a transcript of the gene CCL1, whose product is annotated as C-C motif chemokine ligand 1. NCBI's taxonomy places the organism in Eukaryota, Metazoa, Chordata, Mammalia, Chiroptera, Rhinolophidae. Bases 30 to 323 code for a protein of 97 amino acids. Gene Ontology annotation, biological process: immune response; lymphocyte chemotaxis; neutrophil chemotaxis. The record is from RefSeq and is a predicted model, not a curated record. Gene Ontology annotation, molecular function: chemokine activity; CCR chemokine receptor binding. Gene Ontology annotation, cellular component: extracellular region. The transcript is spliced from 3 exons.